CCUCUCACCAAAGUCCCUCCCUCCCUCACAGAAAAAAAAAGAAAGUAGAGAGAUAUAUUCAGAUUUCUGUGAUCUACGAGUCCCAUUUUAUUUUUCUGUAUAUUGAAGCAAAAUUGAGGCGGCAAUAUAUACUCAUGUAAAUUAGUGAAUUGAGUUUUGGUUAGACAAGAGACGACGAGGGCCUACCAGCAAUAUCUUUCAAAAGUCACUGUUUGGAUCACUUCCUUAUUACGUUUGGGAAACUAUUGUUUUCAUUUCUUUCGGAGGAAUUCCCAUCUCAAUUAUGCAUUAUUCAUCGACAAUUCUCAUCUAAAAGAAAGUGAAGAGAAUUGGAGUGAAUUUUAUCGUGAAAUAAUCUACAAGUUCUUGAAGUUAGUUUUACAGAAGAUUUUGCCAGUCUGCUGCUAAUGCGCCUCCAAUUUUCGUUGGAGGCGGAUCUGUGCUACUAUAAAGAGAUUUGAAUACAGAAUUUUCGAUAUACGCAACAUCUUAAUUAGCAAAAUUCAGUUGAAUUCUGGUUUACAAAGAGAUUAAUCUGCGAAAUUCAGUUGAAUUCUGGUCUAAUUACUUGAUCUGGCGAACACACAAUUUAAGCUUUUGGAUGGAGCUGCCUCAGCCCAGACCUUUUGGAACAGAAGGGAGGAAGACGACGCAUGACUUUCUUUCACUGUAUUCACCUAUUCAACAAGAUCCAACACCUCCCCAAGAAGGUGGAUACCUAAAGACUCAUGACUUCUUGCAACCACUGGAGCAAGCAGAAAUGACAUCAAGGAAGGAAGACACCAAAGUUGAGGUAGUGGCUGUGGAGAGGCCGUCGCCACCGUUAGCUGCUACACCUUCAGGGGAGCAUACUCUUCCUGGUGGCAUAGGCACCUUCAGUAUUUCUUAUUUGCACCAGAGGGUACCAAAGCCAGAGGCAAGCUUGUUCUCAGUAGCACAGGCAAGUAGUACCGACAGAAAUGAUGAAAAUUCAAACUGCAGUUCAUACACAGGGAGUGGUUUCACACUGUGGGAUGAAUCUGCAGUCAAUAAGGGAAAGACAGGGAAGGAGAAUUCUGGGGGCGAUCGACACAUUCUACGAGAAGCAGGUGUGAACACUGGAGGAGUUCAUCCUACGACUUCAUUAGAAUGGCAGUCACAAUCAUCUUCAAAUCAUAAGCACAACACCGCAGCCUUAAGUUCGCUCUCAUCUGCUCAGCAAUCAUCGCCCCUUAAGAGCCAAAAUUUCUUACAUAUGAUAACAUCAGCAAAGAAUGCACAAGAUGACGAUGACGAUGAAGAUGAAGAUUGUGUGAUUAAAAAAGAACCGCAGUCGCACCCCAGAGGCAAUUUAUCUGUAAAGGUUGAUGGAAAAGGCAACGAUCAAAAGCCAAACACCCCGCGUUCAAAGCAUUCAGCAACAGAGCAACGGAGAAGAAGCAAGAUCAAUGACAGAUUUCAGAUGUUGAGGGGAAUCAUCCCUAACAGUGAUCAGAAAAGAGAUAAAGCAUCAUUCUUACUGGAGGUUAUUGAAUAUAUUCAUUUCCUACAAGGGAAAGUGCACAAGUAUGAGGAAUCAUACCAAGGCUGGGAUAAUGAACCUCUGAAGUUGCCAUUGAGCAAGUGCCAUAGGACAACUCAUGGUGUCAGCAAUCAUCCUCAAUGCACUAUCAAUGCAUCCGGUGCUGCAGUGCCAUAUGCCAGAAAGUUUGAUGAGAGCGUAAUGGCGAUUUCUUCUGCUAAUCCUAUCAAUGUGCAAAAGUUGGAACCAAACAUAAGCACCACAAGUUUAAAAGAAAAUGGUCAGCAACCUGGUUUAACAAAUAAGGCGACAGCACUUCCUAUGCACCCAAACACAUUUUCAUUUUGUGGGACUAAUAGCACCGCAGCACUACAUUCAUCAAAGCUGAUGGCUGAUACUGAUAAGUUGGAGUCAAAGUCUCAUUCUGAAUUUUCACUUAGCAGAUCACAUAUGACUGACUAUGCUAUUCCAAAUACUAAUCCAAAAGGGCAGGCGCUGUCUAUAGAAAGUGGUACCAUCAGCAUCUCUAGUGCCUAUUCUCAAGGGUUGUUGAACACCUUGACACAAGCGCUGCAGAAUUCUGGAGUAGAUUUAUCCCAAGCCAAUAUCUCUGUGCAAAUCGAUCUCGGAAAAAGAGCAAAUGGGAGAGUAAAUUCUUCAGCUUCCACUAUUAAGGGCGACGAUGUUUCAACAAGCAAUCAACCAACUCCACAAUCUAGAGUAACAACCACAAGGGAGGAGUCUGAUCAGGCCUUCAAAAGGCGGAAAACAAGCUAAUGCUAAUUUAAAACGCUAGCGUCCUUUUUUUCAUUCAUUAAAUUUUAUUGUUUUACUCUUUCCCUCCCCCUUCUAAACCAAUAUUGAUGUCCACACCCGGUACAGAAAUCUCCUAAAUGAGAGAUCACAAGCCACUGUAUAUGUAUUGUACUAGUAGUACUAUUUUUCUGCCCCUCAUUAUCCCCCUUGAAUUGUUGGGCUGCACAAAUUUACCUGACUAGAGUGUGAUAAUUUAUUAUUUGUAGUAAACUACUGUAUUAUUAUUUAGGCUUUCCAUGCUGAUGAUGAGAAGCUGCCUUUUUCAAGUAAAAGCUUCCAUUCAUUUUCAUGUGAAGGUUCACGAUCAUUGUUGUAGUCUAUUCUAUUGAAGACAUGAUGAAUUCCUAAAAGGAAAGAAAACUUGACAGUCA
Molecule: messenger RNA, 2688 nt
Organism: Capsicum annuum
Lineage: Eukaryota; Viridiplantae; Streptophyta; Magnoliopsida; Solanales; Solanaceae
Product: transcription factor BIM1
Exons: 12
Coding region: 602-2278 (558 amino acids)
Biological process (GO): DNA-templated transcription
Molecular function (GO): DNA-binding transcription factor activity; protein dimerization activity
Source: RefSeq, a predicted model, not a curated record